CCGGGAUCCCAGCUGAUCCCGGGGGAAUCUCAGGGAGGAAUCUUCAGGGACAAAGGCCUCAGGAGGCUCGGGCCGUGGGAGAACGGGGGCCGCAGCAAUCCAGGUUCUCGCGGCCUAGGCAGGGCGCGAGUGAUCCGCUGGUCGCUGCGGCGGCAGCGGGAAGACACCCGUUCCCGGCAGCCAGGCGGGGGCGCCCUUACGCGCCCCAGGGCUCCGGCCCGUGGGCUAGCGGGAGCCGCGGGCGGACCAUGAAGGGCGGAGCCCCACGGGAGGGGCUGGCCUUCACUCCCGGCUCCCCCGCUCCCCCCCAACCCCAGGCUGGAGCCUGGGAUUCCCCAGGGACUCCCCGGAGCCGCCGCUUCCCCCAUGGACUUGCCCGGGGACUCCAGCCCGCCUGGCCGGCAGGGUCUGUGCCGCCAGCCCCUGGCUCGAGCGUUAUGGGGAGCCAGGAGCCCCAAACGGCCGAAGCUGCAGCCCCUCGGGGCCCCUUCGCCCUUGGAAAAAGCCUCUCGGCGGGUCCUGGCCGUGGUCCUGGAAGAUGUCAUGGCUGCCCACAUGGUCCCCCUGGUGCCCCAAGAGGAGAUCUCCACCCCACGGCACCGCAGCAACCGUCGGGAUUCUGUCCACAGCCAUCCAUCUGCCUCGCCACCCCAACAGGCCACGUGGUCCCCACAAGCCAGGCCUCCCGACCCACUGCACUUAUGCCGAGAGCCCUUGAACCGUGUGCAUCGGCCCCCUUCCACACUGAGGUGGCGAUCAAGGACAACACCUGGCCUAGAGGAGGGCCCUUCACAAAAGGUGGACCAGGCCCCCCAGCCCACUCUGGUGGUGAUGCUAGAGGACAUUGCCAGCUCCAGACCCCCAGCGGAGGGCUUUGCCGAUGAGACUCCCAACUUCACCGUCCCAGCGAGAAGCACUUUCAGAAGCCUUAAGGGACAGGGGAGGUGCUGGCUCAGGUGGGAUCUGAAUCUGGAAGCUUCCUCAGCCUUUAACUUGCCCCUUCACCCCAGAGCUGAGCCAAGGAUGAUGGUUCACCAGCCAAAGCCUCCACCCAGGGAUGUGGAACCCCCAUUCCAGCCAUCUGCCCUGUCUGCAAACCCUCUGGAGAGCCCACCACCAGCCCCAGAUCCUGUUCUGGAGCUCCCAUCGACCCCACCGCCAUCCAGCCUUUUACGCCCCCGCCUCAGUCCCUGGGGCUUGGCCCCCCUCUUCCAUUCCGUCCGCUCCAAGCUGGAGAGCUUUGCUGACAUCUUCCUCACACCCAACAAAGCCCCACGGCCCCCGCCCCCAUCACCCCCCAUGAAGUUGGAGUUGAAGAUUGCCAUCUCAGAGGCCGAGCAGUCUGGGGCUGCUGAGGGCACUGCAUCUGUCAGUCCCCGGCCCCCUAUCCGCCAAUGGCGGGCCCAAGACCAGAAUCCCCCAGCACCUCUCCCUAAGCCCUCUCUGGGCCGAAGCCAAUCCUGCCCUGAUCUGGGGCCCCCUGGCCCAGAUACCUGCAGCUGGCCCCCUGCUCCACCCCACCCAAGCCGGCCACGGCCUCGGCGGCACACUGUGGGUGGUGGAGAGAUGGCCCGAGCCCCGCCACCCCCUCGGCCCUGUCUCCGGAAAGAGGUCUUCCCUCUUGGAGGAGUGGGAGGCUCUCCUCCCCUCGUCACAUCUUGCUCGUCUACCACGUCCACUUCUUCCUUCUCUGAACCUGCAGAACCCAGGUUGAGCUCAACCAAGAGGAAGGAGCCAAGGGCCUCAGAAGACCAGGUGCUUUCAGACCCCAAGACCAAGACCAUGGGAAAGGUUUCUCGAUUCAGAAUACGCAGGACACCGGCCCGUUCUCAACCAAACCUUACACCAAUGGGGCUGCCUCGACCAAUCAGGUUGAACAAGAAGGAGUUCAGCUUGGAAGAAAUUUACACCAACAAGAAUUACCAGUCACCCACAACCAGGAGGACCUUUGAGACCAUCUUUGAGGAACCCCGGGAGCGCAACGGGACUCUGAUUUUCACCAGCUCAAGGAAGCUCCGGCGAACUGUAGAAUUUCGGGACAGUAGUCUUCCUCGAUCCCGGCGGCCAUCUCGCGGGGCCCGGGUUGCAGCUGGCAGGACCCUUACUCCCAAUCUGGCCCCCAGCCCAGAUGUAGGACCCCUGCUGCAGCAGCGACUGCAGGAGCUGGAUGCCUUGCUCCUGGAGGAGGAGGAAGGGGAUCGAGAGCGGCCCCAUCGGACUUAGAAGCUCCAUCUGUUUGUCCACCCAUCCUGGAGGGAGGGGAAGUCUCUGAGACAGUUAUAUUUUUUUCUCUGUGUUUCUAGUAAAGUUUUCGAUAUGUUUCUGA
This is a messenger RNA of Balaenoptera acutorostrata (minke whale), 2326 nucleotides long. It is a transcript of the gene PRR14, whose product is annotated as proline rich 14. Lineage: Eukaryota; Metazoa; Chordata; Mammalia; Artiodactyla; Balaenopteridae. The transcript is spliced from 11 exons. The record is from RefSeq and is a predicted model, not a curated record. Bases 367 to 2223 code for a protein of 618 amino acids. Gene Ontology annotation, cellular component: nucleoplasm.